CCUUCCUCUCCACGGAUGUUCUGACUCCGAUUAUUUUGGUUGUUCAGAGAACAUACCGUAAAGGUCAGCCUGUGUCAGUUCUGAAAAGGUAGCCAGAUGAACGAGGAAGAGUUUGAAACAGGAUCAGUAUAGAUAGGUUGUGUACAAUUGAAAAACGGACAGUAGGCUUCGAUAUUAACAUUAGGUUGAUAUUGGAAAGUACUCUGCAGCCAGAUAGCUAGCUAGUUUACGUGGACAAGUAAAAGAUAACCCGAGUCACCUGCACCCCUAUCCUUUCUCAAUCUGAUUCAUCGGUCGGUUGUUGAGAGGAAAACAGGCUUACGACCGGGGGGGCUUGCUAGUAACGUUACUGUCAUCAGCACUGUUGCAGGUCAAGUGCUUGCGGAUCUACAGAUUGUAUGCCCUGUUCCCGUGACGGUGCCUACUGUCUAGCACAGAGAGAAUGAGUGGCAUGGUGCACAGCAGAUGCCCAGCCUAGACGCCGCUGAUAUGCUUCCCUCCGGCCCGUGAUGGACCGAGACACCUUCUCCCACAUCCGACUGUGGUGCCCACGCCCCUUUGGCACCUACUCCCAGAACAAGCCCCGAGGUACGGGGGGCAGUGGGGCAGCCCCCUUCAUCUGCAAGGCUGACACUGCGGGGCGCACGUCGCUGGAGGUCGGGGGAAGUGUGGAUGGCCAGGAGGAGGAGGAGGAUGCCGGCUCCGAGAACAGUCCCCCAGACGCCGACCCGGCCUCGGCACUGCAGGCUCCCUCCACCCCUCCCAGCACCACUCAGAUGGAGGAUGGGAGGGUGCUGCUGGACACCUGGUACGUCAUCAAGCCGGGCAACACCAAGGAGAAGAUUGCCUUCUUCGUGGCCCACCAGUUCAGUGGGGUGGGCCUGCCUCGACCCAGCGCCAUAAAGGUGAAAGGGAACUGGGCCACGGACUGCACUAAGGCCAAGCGCAGGCGCCGCUGCUCCUCCUAUGACCCCCCCGCCCGGGCCCAGACAAACAUUAUCCCUGCCCCCCCGCACCCAGAAGCCUCCACCCCAGAGGACAUCCCGGGAGUGAGCGAGACUGACCUGCUGUCCGUUGCUGAGAUGGUGGCCCUGGUAGAGCAGCGUACAGCCAUGGCCUUGCAGGGCAUGGUGACCCAGGGACAGACUGCCACAGAACACCCCGAACACACGCUCCUGCAGGGCACAGUCUCCGACCCCAGCCCCAUGGUGUUCCUGUCAGAGAGCCCAGAGCCCCCGCACCCCCCACACAGUGUCCUGGAGGAGGAGGAGCAGCAGGAGUCGCGGCGUGUGGCUAAGGCCAUAGCCCACUUUGAGUCCCAACAUCAGCUCCUGGAGAACACACUGAGGCCUGUGUCGGGCCUGGACUCCCCCAGGGAGAGGGAGAGGAGCGGGGACUCUGGGCCCACCCACGGCCGAGGUGAAGUGAGGAUUGCCUUCCGGGUAUCCAGCCUAGAUCCUGGCUCGCAGUCAGAGCCCGCAGGCCGGCCCCGCUGCAUGUUCAUGAGCUGUGGGGGAGGAGGGGGCCAGGCGGGGGCCCGGGCCAACGAGAAGAUCACCUGUGAUCUCUACCAGCUGGUCAGCCCCUCGUCACGUGACCCCAGCCUCCUGCUGGCCGGCUCUCCAAAAGCUGACCCCCAUGGGGAGGGCCAUACGGACCGGCCAGCCUCCAGCAGCCCUGACCCCAGCCAGGAGCUUGGCUCUGGGGAGAAGAAGCCUGUGGCCCGGGAGAGGGUGACUGGCUUCCACGUGGAGGUGGUUGUCACGGGUGCUGUAGACCAGUGUGUGUUCUAUGGCAAGGACAGCACAGAGAAUGUGCAAGAGGAGACGGUUUGUUUCGCCAUGCCCAGUGGGGCCGACGGCUCAGAGGACCCCCCUCCAGGCCAGCUGUUCUUCCUGCAGCCCCAGAGAGGGUCUGACGAGGACAGUGGCACCGGCAGCAGCAAUGGAAUGUGCUCUUUGGACUGCACCAAUAACAACAAUCCUGCUGUGGAUGCUGCUGACCGGCCGGACUCCCCCCUGGCCGGCGUGGAGGACUGCUCGGACCCCUCCCUGUGCCGUCUCUACCGCCACGUCUCUCACGACUUCCUGGAGAUCCGCUUCCAGAUCCAGCGGCUGCUGGAGCCUCGUCAGUACAUGCUGCUACUGCCUGACCACAUCAUGGUCAACAUCUUCAGCUACCUGCCCACCCGCUCGCUGGCCGCCCUCAAGUGCACCUGCUACGACUUCAAGGUUCUGAUUGAGAUGUACGGUGUGCCCGCCACCGACUCGCGCUGGAACCAGGACCCGCUGUACCGCGAAGAUCCCUGCAAGCAGUGCAAGCGGCAGUACGAACGGGGCGACGUGUCUCUCUGCCGUUGGCACCCCAAACCUUACCACCACGACCUGCCUUAUGGACGCUCCUAUUGGAUGUGCUGCCGGCGUACGGACAAGGACGCACCAGGCUGCCGUGUGGGGCUGCACGACAACAACUGGGUACUGCAGCCCUGCGAGCUGGUGCAGACCCGCGCUAAGAGGGAGGACGGGAGGUAAAGGGGCCCUCCCCAGCACCCCUCUUACUCCCUCUAGACCCCACUGCCCCCUGGUGCUAAACUAAAGACCAGGGUUGGGGUUCUCUCCUGUGUUGUCAGCUCUCUCUCUCUGCUCGUUAUCACCUUGUUCUGAGUUCUUAGCAGUUGACUAGCUCCCUACUCGGAUGUUAGUACAUGUGAAAACUGGACUCAUGAUGAGUGGGCCCAUGCUGGUGGUAUGGUGCUCUGUGUUCUGCAUGGGGCCUGAUGCUCAACGUUUCUGCCUAUUGGUCAACUGACAGUCGCGUCCUAGCCAUGCUGUCAUUGCUAGAGCUGACCCCAACUUUACUGACCAGAGAGCCAGCCACUGAGGACUGACUGGCUGGCUCACAGAGGGAGUCUGUGAAAGUUUAAAGGUUCAAUGCAGCUGUUUUUAUCUCAAUGUCAAAUAAUUUCUAGGUAACAAUUAAGUACCUUACUGUAAUUGUGUUCAAUUAAAAUGGUAAAAAGCAAUUUCUUAAGCAACAAUUUUUGAUAGGACUGUAUGGGACUGGUCUGCUCGGGAGGGGAAAACUAGCUGUUAUUGGCAGAGAGGUUUGGAACUCUUUCUUAUUGGUCUAUUAACAAAUGUACUACCCGUUGUCACCGGGCAGGCCAAAAAUCCAUCCCACCAAAACGGGCUGAAAUUUCAGACUGUGUUUUUAAACAGCUCUUACACUAAAAGGGCAUUUUCACAAUUGUACAGUAUAAUUCCAACCGCAUAGUGUGAAAAUGUAUGUAAAACACAGCCAAAUCACGUUUUUGACUGCACUGGGCCUUUAAUGAAUGAGACUGGGGCAGGAGAAGGCAAUUUGAUGUCACUUUGUAUGAGUUUUGACU
Messenger RNA from Salvelinus namaycush (lake trout), 3388 nucleotides. Its product is annotated as F-box only protein 46-like. Gene Ontology annotation, molecular function: protein binding. The transcript is spliced from 2 exons. Gene Ontology annotation, biological process: intracellular signal transduction. Lineage: Eukaryota; Metazoa; Chordata; Actinopteri; Salmoniformes; Salmonidae. The coding region runs from base 510 to 2531 and encodes 673 amino acids. The record is from RefSeq and is a predicted model, not a curated record.